Messenger RNA from Egretta garzetta (little egret), 275 nucleotides. Its product is annotated as ragulator complex protein LAMTOR2. Gene Ontology annotation, biological process: cellular response to amino acid stimulus; positive regulation of TOR signaling. Gene Ontology annotation, molecular function: guanyl-nucleotide exchange factor activity; molecular adaptor activity. The transcript has 2 exons. Gene Ontology annotation, cellular component: Ragulator complex. Lineage: Eukaryota; Metazoa; Chordata; Aves; Pelecaniformes; Ardeidae. The record is from RefSeq and is a predicted model, not a curated record. The annotation marks the transcript as partial.
CUUGCCUACUCGGGCUACGGGGACACGGACGCCAGGGUCACCGCGGCCAUCGCCAGCAACAUCUGGGUGGCCUACGACAAGAACGGCCACCAGGCAUUCAAUGAGGACAACCUCAAAUUCAUCCUCAUGGACUGCAUGGAGGGGCGAGUGGCCAUCACCCGGGUGGCAAACCUGCUGCUCUGCAUGUACGCGAAGGAGACGGUUGGAUUUGGGAUGCUGAAGGCCAAGGUAACGCUGGUGGGGAGGGGACUGCGGGGGCCCCAGGGCCGUGCAUG